CUUCUGUAGUAGUACACUGGAUACUGUGGUAGCGGUGGGAUUAUUCACUAAGGCAGUGUUAUUCUUGGCAGCGCUCAAGGAGUUAACGAUAGCGCGUUAGAGUGAUCCUGUCGAAUUGUAUCUGAAUAGCCACGAACAUUCGUGGCAAGCUUUUUUGCUUUUUAAUUUCACAAUUUUAAAACAAUAUUUAUCUUACGAAAAGAUCAAAGUUGCUUAUUUUAAGAAACGGGGAUAACAAUUUGCAAUACUAAAUGGAGCUGCUAUUUUUAAAUAACUUUUACAACUUUAACUAAACCAACUCGUGACUUCGGCUGGGAGGUUGAUGGACAAACUGUCUAAACAGUCCUGUUUAGCUGACCACAAAUAUCAAAAUGUCAGAAGUUGGAGAUCAGAAGACCCAUCACACGAAAACUUCACUUGCCCCUUCAGGUGGGAGCGGUGCAGUUUUGGAGCAUCCUUCACCCAAUGAGAAUGGGGGACUGGAGGAUAACGAUAGGGGGCGAUACAGAGACGGAAAACAACCAGAUGGCAGCAGCAGCACUGCGACGGAGAACCCAUGGCAUAUGCAAAGGGGGCAGCAGGAGGUGUGUCCAGGAUUGGGGGGUGGUAACGCACACCCAAAAUGCCCAGCAGUAACACAGCCUUGCCAGGAGCCCGAGGCCGAUGCAGCGGGAGAGGAUGGACUUGCGGCUGACGGAAACAGCGGCGAUGGGCCCAGCGAAGAGACUCACAGUCAAGUGCAGGGUGAAAGCGUGCCCGAUGGGCGACUGGGAAGGAAGAAACACCGUCGGCGACCCUCUUCAAAGAAGAAGCGUCGCUGGAAGCCUUACUUCAAGUUGACAUGGGAGGAGAAAAAAGAGUUUGACGAAAGAGAAACUGCUCGAGCGUCCCGGGUGCGAGCGGAGAUGUUUGCCAAGGGGUUACCCGUUGCCCCUUAUAAUACGACUCAGUUCCUGAUGGAUGAGCACGACCGCGAGGAGCCGGACCUGAACACCGAGCUGGGUGGCCGGCGCACCACCGGAGCCAGUCGCGCAGAAGACACUGCAAGCGAGGAAGACUGUAUGGACUUCGAAGAGGACGACGAGGAAGGCAGCGGUGGCGGCAGCGACGGCAUCGGCAGACAAGGGAACGCGGGAGGGGAAUUUCUUCAGAGGGAUUUUUCCGAGACCUACGAAAAGUACCACGUCGAAAGCCUUCAGAACAUGACGAAGCAAGAGCUGGUACGGGAGUACCUGGAGCUGGAGAAGUGCAUGUCCCGCCUUGAAGAGGAGAACAAUCGGUUGCGACUUGCCGAGAAUAACCAGGACCUUACCUCCGCCAGUGCGGUCAGUGACCCGGACGCAUCGCGGCUAAGGGAGCUGGAGAAGGAACUUGAGAGACUGAGAGCACAGAACAGCGAGCUCCGUCUGCAGAAUCGGCUUUGCAAAGAGCCUGGACAAGCCGUCUCCACGGGGGAGUAAGUUGUUACGGAAACGCGUAACAAAGUAAUUUCUACAAAUGUAACAUUUUGAUGCAGGACACGAUUUUUUAAUUGUUUAACGAAUUUGGCUGAUAAAUCUUGUCACUGCUAGCCCAUUGCAAUACUCUCAAAUUAUUUCUUUUGCUACGUAAAAUCAACUUUGAGACUAAUUUUCAAUAAAUAAUGCUACUAUUUAAAAUUUCUACCAAAUCAAGAACAUUGGACAUUUACCUAGUUCUUUCCAUUGUUUUCCAGGCUAAAAUGUAUUGUGUACAAAACACUUGACCACAUUUGGUUCAGAUUUAAUUACUGUCGGAUUAGGCCCCGUUUGACUUGCCUGACGAAAGUUUGCCAUCAUCUUUGAAAUUUUGUAAAUAUAGGAAUAUGCGGACUUAUUUGUUGUGUUUUUAUUUUGUGUGAUUAAAAAUAAUGGUUGUCACAAAUA
Anguilla rostrata (American eel) is the source of this 1904-nucleotide messenger RNA. Its product is annotated as protein HEXIM1-like. The transcript has a single exon. The record is from RefSeq and is a predicted model, not a curated record. Gene Ontology annotation, molecular function: 7SK snRNA binding; cyclin-dependent protein serine/threonine kinase inhibitor activity. Gene Ontology annotation, biological process: negative regulation of transcription by RNA polymerase II; negative regulation of cyclin-dependent protein serine/threonine kinase activity. Gene Ontology annotation, cellular component: cytoplasm; nucleoplasm; nucleus. Lineage: Eukaryota; Metazoa; Chordata; Actinopteri; Anguilliformes; Anguillidae. Bases 372 to 1460 code for a protein of 362 amino acids.